UGUGGUGAUUCCCAGCCUCAGUCUGCUCUGGCUCUGUGAGAGGAUGGCUGUCCGGCUGUUUGAGGGAAAAGAACAUGCUUCCUCAUACUGGAGGUACAGAGUGGCACCAUCUGAAGAGCUUCUCAACAAGGUCCUGGGCUUUCUGAAGAGAAAUACGGACUCUCCGUGUUUGGAGCUUGCAGUGGAUGUGGGCUGUGGGUCUGGUCAGGGGACCGUCUUGCUGGCACAGCACUUCACCAAGGUGGUGGGAACAGACAUCAGCCCUGCCCAGCUGGAGCAGGCAGUGAAGCACAGCAGUGCCCCCAACAUCUCUUACAGGGAGUGUCCUGCUGAGGAGCUGCCCUUUGAAGAUGGCACAGUCGAUCUUGUGACUGUCAUGUCUGCAUUCCACUGGUUCGACCACUCCCGCUUUCUUCAGGAAGCUGACCGGAUACUGAAGCCCAGGGGCUGCCUGGCUAUUCUGAACUACAGUUUGGACAUAGAGCUCAGCUACGGAGACUGCACCGAGGAACUGAAGAAGAUAAGCCGUGAGUAUCAUGACAUCUUGCAGUCUCACAGACACGCUUACCUCGGCCCUGGCUCCAAGGUGUUGUAUGAGCAGACCUAUAACUCCCUCUCUUAUCCAGUCAAGGAAUGGGUGCCCUGUUUUUGGGUGAGGCAGAUCGUCCCUCUCUCUAGAUACUUAGGCAUGAUGGAAUCAUUCUCCUGCUUCCAGUUACUCUUACAGAAAGACCCAGAGGCAGCACACCGACUGUCUCAGGACAUGACUCAGAGACUCCUGUCUGCGAUGAAAGUGACAUCCACAGAAACAGAGGUCACCAUGGGGGUUUGCUACUUUUAUUUUCAGGCCUGCAAGCCCUCUGCUGAGUGAUUUUCAGAUUACAGGAUACUCUUGUGUUUGGUGUCGGGUCAGUGUCAAAAAUUGCGAGCAGAGAAACCUUCCUCACACAAGGAAAUAAUCACCGUUUAUUUCGUAAGAAAUUAUAUUAUGUGCAUGCAAAACCAUUCAUGCAAGAGCAAAGAGAAUAUGUCGUGCAGUCAGUACUCGGUCACAGUUUUGACAGUAUGAGAAGAACCUACAUAUGAUUGGUUAAUGCUGUUUUCUGGAUCUCACUUGUAAUUGGCUGUCUGUCAGUACUUGUGUUAAAGGCUCUUUCUGUAUUAAAAAAAAAAAACCUUUGACAAACUCCUGUCAACAUCUGAAAUGCACUAUUACUAGAAUAUCUGCCUGUACACACCCAAUUCUACCUUAGUAAAUGUUCUAAUCAGUAUUAAUCUGCUACUCUUAGUGACACUGGUUGCAAAAGUAUUCAUACCUCUUUCACAUUUUGUCAACAUUUAAGCUUACAACCACAAGCGUAAAUGUAUUUUAUUAUUAAUAAGUGAUAGAUCAUCAUAAAGUAGCACAUAAUUGUAAAGCGGAAUACAAGUGAUAAAUGGUUUUCAAAACUUUAAUCAAAUAAAAAUCUGAAAUGAAUGAUGUGCAAAAGUAUUAAGCCCCAUAUGAAUGCUUAGUAGAGGCACCUUUUGCUGCAAUUACAGCUGCAGGUCUUUUGGGGUGUGUUCUUUCUUCUUUCUGCAAAAUAUCUCAAGCUCAGCCAGGUUGGAUGGAGAGUGUCUGGUAACAGCAAUUUUUAUUUCUUUAUUUCUGUUACUCUCCAUGUUCUUAAUAAAGAUGUGAAAUGGGA
This is a messenger RNA of Astyanax mexicanus (Mexican tetra), 1688 nucleotides long. Its product is annotated as class I SAM-dependent methyltransferase. NCBI's taxonomy places the organism in Eukaryota, Metazoa, Chordata, Actinopteri, Characiformes, Acestrorhamphidae. The coding region runs from base 44 to 871 and encodes 275 amino acids. The record is from RefSeq and is a predicted model, not a curated record. The transcript is spliced from 6 exons. Gene Ontology annotation, molecular function: S-adenosylmethionine-dependent methyltransferase activity.